AUGAGUGUGAGCGGCAUCAUCCAACAUCCAGAGGUUCUCAAGCUGGGGGAAUCUCUCCCUCCUGGAAAUCCCCAUGGAGUAAGCGUCCACCUCCCAACAUGGGAAGACACCCUCGGCUGGGCCUCUCGUGACCGUCGCGUUCUGGACACCAUGGUCACAGGCUACCCGCGCUUCUUCAUUCCGCGAGUAGUCGAACGCCUAGCCGAGCGUAUUCUCGAACACUUCGCCCAGGCCCUGUCCGAAUCCCACGGCCACGAAGACAUCGACACCGACGUCGACCUGAAGGGCAAACAUGCAUUGAUUCUCUCGACUGGCCAUCACGCGCUUAUGUGUCGACGCUUAUUCUGCCAGAAGCUCUUCCCAAAUUCCCCAAAAGCGAACUUCGACAUCCUCAUCGCCCAUUGGGAUGGCAGCAUUACCGCCGUACGCGAAAAUGACAACUUACCCACCCGGAAGAAGGAAAUGGCCCUGGGCCAAGAAGACAUCUUCCUCCUCCCCUACCCCGUCGAAAUGUUCCCGACUGCCAAAGCCUUCUGGCAACAUACCGGGUUCGGGAUUUCGAGUCGAAGGGCGAGUUACUGGAUGGAGAGCUCUCCGUUUCUCCAACUCUCGCCAAACGGACACAGACAGACCAACUAUGGCAACCGCCCAUCUCCAACCCCUUUCGACGAAGACAGCAACACCCAGGCGUUGGGCGCAAUACGCACCCGCCUUGCUGACUGCUACUCGACCCCUUCCCUCCCUGUUGCGAACGAUGAUGUACUGCUGUAUCCAACAGGCAUGUCCUGCAUCGCCGCUAUUAGCUCAGCUAUUAAAUCCCUUGAUUUGCCGAGAUUGAACGGGAGGAGACAACCAUCCGUGGCAUUGUUUGGCUUCCUCUACGUCGACACCCUCAAAUUGCUCUCCACUCUCCUCGGCUUUGACUUCAAACUCUUCCCCUUCUCGACACCUCUCUCACCAUCACCAACCACCCGGUCAAAUCCCGCGCAGUCUUCUCUUUCAGAGCUACUGGAAUCAGGCGAGCUGCAGAUUGACCUCCUAAUAACCGAGUUCCCUGGCAAUCCGUUACUUCAAAGUCCCGACCUAAAGAAGCUCUGGGAGCUGAGCCGAAGAUAUGGGUUCGCGCUGGUCGUGGAUGACACCGUUGGUGGAACAGGGGCGAAUGUGAAUGUCCUGGGCAGAUGCGAUGCCGUGGUGAGCAGUUUGACGAAGAUGGAGUUGAAGGGAUCGUUGGAAGGGAAACUGGACGGGGGGUUGGCCAAGCUGGAAGGGGAUGUCAGCAAGGAAGAAGUCCAGAACGAAAGGAAAGAAGAGACAGAUAGAAGCUGGUUCCCCUCCGACAUCGACACCAUGAACAACAACAGCCGCGACUUUAUCCACCGCGUCCGUCACGCUAGUUCCAACGCCAACUGGCUAGUCCAGCAUCUCCUCCGACCGCAUACAAGCGUGCAAGAAGUUUACUACCCCAGGGGCUCAUCAACGGAAGCCAUUUAUGAACAGUUCCGGGUAAAACCUACCUCUACCUCUACCGACCACAGCCUAGGCCAAGCAGAAGAAGGAGGCUACGGAUUCCUGGUCUCCAUCAAAUUCAUGACGCCAGCCAAGGCGAGAGCGUUCUAUGAUGCGCUGGAUGUGGCCAAGGGACCGAGUUUGGGAACGAACUUUACGCUUUGCUGUGCGUAUACCCUGUUGGCGCAUUAUCGGGAACUGGAAUGGGCGGCGGAGUUUGGGUGGUGGAAGAUCUGGUGA
Molecule: messenger RNA, 1749 nt
Organism: Sordaria macrospora k-hell
Lineage: Eukaryota; Fungi; Ascomycota; Sordariomycetes; Sordariales; Sordariaceae
Source: RefSeq, a predicted model, not a curated record